Molecule: messenger RNA, 480 nt
Organism: Solanum dulcamara
Lineage: Eukaryota; Viridiplantae; Streptophyta; Magnoliopsida; Solanales; Solanaceae
Exons: 1
Coding region: 43-357 (104 amino acids)
Source: RefSeq, a predicted model, not a curated record
ACUAUAUUAUUCUUAAAUGACCAAACUAAGACACAAAACAAUAUGGCUCUAGUUUCCAAUCAAGAACUCAAAGAAGAAAUCAAAAUUCUUAUUGAUCAAAUGCCAAAAGAAGAAGAAGAAGAGGAAGAGGAAUUUUUUGAGAUAGAUUUGGAAUUGGUGAAUAAUUAUUUUUCAGCAUCCCAUAAUUAUAAUUGGGAAAGCUAUUUUACAGCAUCAACAAGUAGUACUUGUACUCUUCUGGCUAAUUGUUUGUUGCCUAUUGCUGAUGUUUCAUGUGCCAUUCCUACCUCAACCAAAGCUUGUGAUGCCUUCAUUUCAUUGACACCAAGUGGUGGUUCCCCAUUUUUGGGAUUUUAAGUUUAUGGGUUUUAGAAAUCAGACGUAUUUACUUGAUUCUUGACAAGUGAUUUAUAUGUGUAUUGAGUGAAUUUCUUAAUAUAAAAUAUUGAAUUUGAACCAAAAUUAUUGUGUUCUGCAGAA